Gloeophyllum trabeum ATCC 11539 is the source of this 864-nucleotide messenger RNA. RefSeq lists its product as uncharacterized. Bases 1 to 864 code for a protein of 287 amino acids. The transcript is spliced from 13 exons. The record is from RefSeq and is a predicted model, not a curated record. NCBI's taxonomy places the organism in Eukaryota, Fungi, Basidiomycota, Agaricomycetes, Gloeophyllales, Gloeophyllaceae.
AUGGCUGACCCUCGCAUCGCCAAUAAUCUUGGCCCCGUCCUCCUUGGAGGGUUGAUUGCCCUUGGGACUUUCAAGAACGACUUUGCGAGAGUCAGGAUCCCGAUGAAAAGGAUGUUCGAUGUGAUGCACUCCGGUCUGGUCUGCGCGGGCAACUGGCAGUAUUUAAUCGAAAACUUUGGAGACCGUGAUAUUAUAGACUGGAUACCUCUAGCUGUCGCUGUGAGUACUUUCGUUGGCGGAUCGCGAUUGAGCGGGCGGCAACCUGACCGUCGGAAUUUCGCCAGCUUACAGUCAUUAACACCACGUUCGUUCACAAUCCCUGUAUCGCCUAACACUGAAUUAACCGUCAGCCCCAGAUUCUUCACGCACCGAGUCCUAGUCCUAAGCAAGAACAAUUGGUUCAUCUCAGGUCCCAUGUGGCAGCAGCAGUAUCGACUGGUCUCAUGGUGCUUAGCAAUCUCCAGGGUGCACCUACGCAGCUUCGACGCUUUCGUAACGGGAUACUCUGUCAGUCCAGAUACCGUUCAUAUGCCAGGGGUUACCCGACUAAUACCCCUUGUAUCUGUAACUGGGCAGUGGGUAUUCACCUUUGGCCUCUCGUCCGCAGCCACGCUCGACAUCCUCAUCACCGUCUCCCUAUGCUGGUACCUAGCCCAAAACCGGACGGGCAUUUCCAGUAUGGACCAGGUCGUCGAUGCCAUCAUGAUUUACACCAUCAACAACGGCAUCCUGACGUGUGUAUGCACCGUCAUCUCGCUUAUCUGCUGGGUCGUCAUGCCGCACAACCUGAUUUUCCUCGGUAUCCACUUUGCCCUGAGCAAACUGUACGCGAACUCAUUCAUGGCUACAUCCCUGCAGGAUUAA